Salvia hispanica is the source of this 2009-nucleotide messenger RNA. Its product is annotated as protein WVD2-like 7. NCBI's taxonomy places the organism in Eukaryota, Viridiplantae, Streptophyta, Magnoliopsida, Lamiales, Lamiaceae. The record is from RefSeq and is a predicted model, not a curated record.
GUUAUACUUUUUGAAUAUUAUAAAGUAAAAAAAAAGCAUACUUUCUGCACAUUCUGAUCGUCUUGCAUUGCAUUAUGAUUCAUUCAACUUUUCAUCUCUUUCUGCAUUCGGGUGAUGAUUAUUAAGCUAGUCUACGCAAGCAUAAUCUGUCCAUUUUUGCCUCAAAUGUUGUAUGUAUAGUUGUAUCUGGGGUAGCCUUCCUAUUGAUAUUGGGUUGUUGUGGAGCAUCAAUGGGUGAAUCUUUGGUUGAAAGGCCAACUUUGGAGAAGAAGAUGGAUGAGUCCUUUAAGCCUAGUGGUGGACUGGAUGUGUCUAUUUCAUUUGGUAGAUUUGAGAAUGAUGUUCUCUCUUGGGAGAAAUGGUCGUCAUUUUCACCGAAUAGGUAUUUGGAGGAGGUCGGGAGUCUAUCGAAUCCCGGAUCAGUAGCUCAGAAGAAGGCCUAUUUUGAGGCUCACUACAAGAGAAUUGCUUCUAGGAAAGCUGAGGAAUUGGAGGAGGAAAAGUCCAUAGUCCCUGCUGCUCGUAGCUUAGAUGAGUGGAGCAAUGAUGAUUUUGUGGAGGGUUCGUGUGGGAUCGAUGCAGAACUAGGUCUGUCCAACGGUGAUAGAUCAGUUGAGGUGGCUGCAGAGGCAGAGUUUGCAUCUACUAAUGCAACUUCUGCCAAUGCAUCAAAAAAAGAUGACGAUAGUUUAGAUUCUAGUAAGGAGGAAUCCACGUUGGAUGUUUUCGUAGAUGGGAUUAGGGAAAGAGACCGUGCUGAUGUUGGAGUCGAGAGUGAGGGGUGUUUGGCUGACGAAGGUAAGGAAGAGUUUAACCGUGAGGCAGUCGAGCUUGGACCUAAUGCCACUGUAGAAGCUGCUUCGCCUGAGGUGGAGAAGCCUCCGAGAAAGAAAAAUGGUGCAAAGGAAUUAACUCCUAAGUCGAAUGUAGCUCGGAAGGCGAAUUCGACUAAAAGGGACACAAACUCGAGUAGGGUUCAGGCGAAGCCUUUGCCAUCUUCGACUCCUAGGAAUUUCAAGGCAGCGCCAGUGUCCACUCCCACAUCCGCUUCACAGCCCUUGAUGAAGAGAGCAAAUGGAUCACAGGUGACUAAAAGCGUGAGAGGAGCUUCCAAGUCGUUGCACACGUCUCUUAUAUUGGAUCCGAGAUCUUUUCCUGCUCAAUCCAUGACUAGGAGGUCACUGAUGGUGGAGAAGAUGGGGGAUAAGGACAUCAUCAGACGAGCAUUCAAGACUUUCCAGAAUCGCGUGGAUGGAUCUUGCAACGAGGGCAAAUCCAGCACUGUGAAGAAGGUGACAUCUACUCCUUCGGAGGCGAGGGUCUCGACUCCUCCCAUUCGUAGAACGAGGGAUGAUGCUGAAAAGGCGUCUGCUCGAAGGAAUCAAGCUGGAACAAGAUCAAAACCUUCUGAGACCAGCAGAUCGUAUAGAGGUAGUCUGGUGAUGGAUAAGAAAAACACGAACAUAUCUGCUGCCUCGUCUAGCAUUAGCUUCAGAAGCCAUGACAGAGCUGAGAAAAGGAAAGAGUUUUUGAAGGAUUUGGAGGUGAAAUCAGUGGCCAAAGCAGCAGAAAAUGCUCAACUUAGUGCAAAAUCAAAGGAAGAAAAGGAUUCUGAGCUUAGAAGAUUGAGAAAGAGCCUCAAUUUCAAGGCCAAGCCUCUGCCUUCCUUCUAUAAGGAUCGGACGAAAGCACACCUCGAAAAGGAUCCUCGCAACAAGGAGCUCCACUAGCAACUAAAGAAUUCGUGCCACAUGUCCGGUGACAUGGAGCUUACUCCAGAAGCAUCAGGCUCUUUGCUAGCUGAAAAAUUAUGGCAAUUUUUGGAAGGUGUGUGAAGCUGCAUAGGAUUGUAACAUGUGAUAGCCAUUUAAACUGCAGUGGUAACUUUUUUUUUUAUCGAUUUAUUGUUUGAAAGAUUCGUAUGUAUAUAUAGUACUAGUAUUAGUACGUUUUUAUGUGAUCACAUUUGUUAUUAGUUGUGAAUUUUUCAGAAUGGAAAUUUUAUGCUA